Carica papaya (papaya) is the source of this 2690-nucleotide messenger RNA. RefSeq lists its product as uncharacterized. Lineage: Eukaryota; Viridiplantae; Streptophyta; Magnoliopsida; Brassicales; Caricaceae. The record is from RefSeq and is a predicted model, not a curated record.
CUGGGUAUCCAAACUAUGGCGGGGGUGGUGGCGGCGUUAUGGGUGGGUAUAACUAUGGUUCUUCACCACUUCGCUAUGGAUCUUCAUCGCAGGCUGCUGCCGCCUCAUCCUCGAAGCCACCGCCAUCGCCGCCUCCGCCGCCCCAAGCUUCAGCUUGGGAUUACUUCAACCUUUUUGAGAGCGACGACAAGUACUAUCCUCAAUAUACUCCGAGCCGGGACUCCAGGGAGCUCAGGGAAGAAGAAGGGAUUCCUGAUUUAGAAGACGAGGACUAUCGACAUGAGGUUGUGAAGGAAGUCCACGGAGAUCAGAAAUUCGUGGACGUGAAUUAUUCUAAACCUACCAUGGAUGAGGAAAAAGUUAAAGCAGUCCAAGCAGCUGCCUCCGCUGCCGCCGUUUCUGGUGGUGGUAAUGCAGAGGCCUCUCUGUAUCAGACCAGACCGAGCGUGUCGACGGAGGGUGAUGGGUUGGAGUACGAAGUACAUGUGGUGGACAAGAAAGUGGUUGACGAUGAGAGAACAGAGGAGCGGAGAAAUGCCGCCAAUAGCGGCCCGAGAGAUCCCUCAGAUGUUGCAAAGGAAAUUGAGGUCCUGUUUGUAAGAGCUUCUGAGUCUGGCACUGAAAUUGCCAAGAUGCUUGAAGUAGGAAAGCUUCGUUAUCAGCGAAAACAUGUUUCUUCGAAGAUGUUGCAUGUAGUUACACCUUCACUAUCUGUAGCAUCUUCACAGCCUUCUACUUCUAAGAGUGCUGAGACCUCGGCCACCGGCAAUGCGGGUCCAGCUUUUCUGGAAUACCAGGAAGAAUUGGCAAUGAGGUCGGGAAACCUUUCUUCUACCUUGCAGAAGUUGUAUCUUUGGGAGAAGAAACUAUAUAAUGAAGUGAAGGCUGAGGAAAAGAUGCGUGUAGUUCAUGAUAGGAAGGUUCGGAAGCUGAAGCGGUUAGAUGAAAGAGGUGCUGAAGCUCAGAAAGUAGAUUCCACUCGAGCUAUGGUCAGGAGUUUGUCCACGAAAAUAAGAAUUGCAAUUCAGGUUGUUGACAAGAUAUCAGUGACAAUUAAUAAAAUAAGAGAUGAAGAGCUGUGGCCUCAAUUGAAUGAAUUGAUUCAAGGAUUAACCAGAAUGUGGAAGUGUAUGCUUGAAUGUCACCGUAGUCAGUGCCAAGCAAUAAGAGAAGCCAGAGGUCUGGGUCCGAUUGGAUUUGGCAAAAAGCUUAGCGAUGCUCAUCUUGAGGCCACAUUACGGCUUGAAUAUGAACUUCUUAAUUGGACUUUCAGAUUUGCUAGUUGGGUAGGUGCCCAGAAGGGUUAUGUUAAUGCGUUGAAUAAGUGGCUUCUGAAGUGUCUUCUCUACGAACCUGAAUUAACAGCUGAUGGACCAGUUCCCUUCUCACCUGGUAGAAUAGGUGCACCUCCUGUAUUUGUGAUCUGUCAUCAGUGGUCACAAUCAUUGAAUGACAUAUCUGAGCAGGAAGUGAUUGAUUCCAUGCGUGUUUUUGCCAUGAGCGUGCUCCAGCUUUGGGAGCACGACAAGCUAGAAAUGCGCCAAAGAAUGAUGGGAAAUAAAGAUUUGGAGAGAAAAGUUCGUAACUUGGAUAGGGAAGAUCAAAAGAUUCAGAAGGAGAUCCAGACGUUGGACAAGAAAAUGGUUCUGGCAUCUGGGGAUGGUAAUGGAAUGCUAGUAGCCGGACAUGUCGUCUAUCAGAGUGACACUAGUAGUAACAGUCUUCAGGGGAGUCUGCAGCGCAUUUUUGAAGCCAUGGAGAAGUUCACAGCUGACUCCAUGAAGGCAUACGAGGGGCUAUUGGAACGUAUAGAAGAAGAAAGUCAUAGUAAAGGACACAGGGAACUCUCAUAAGCAAAAUUAAGCAGUCAUCUUGUUUCCUUGCCUACCUGGUUUCCUUAUCUGCCAACUGGUAGCCGUGCUGGAAAAUUAUUUGAAGCUCUGGAAUCCUAGAGGGCUUCUUGUGGCACAACAUGGAUCAACAGGUUUGAACAUUAUCUUAUGUUGAGUAUUAUCAUCAGUGUUUGUCCUAACCCCAUCGGAGACUGCUACAUCAGGAGAAAAGAUUUCAUUCUAAAACCAUGUUGGAUCGUGGGAUAUUAACAAUCUGCAAGCCUUAUCAAUGGGAUCAUUUCUGUUGCCAAUGUUGAGAUUUUGUCAGAGCAGGAAGCCCAUGACUACAAAGGUAGUGAUUCCUAAUGAUCCGUGGUCUACAACUUGUCCUGAGAUCUUGAGGCUGAUUUCGGCGAAGUGGGGACAGUGUUUGGCCUUUUGAAUUGCAGCUCUAAACGUAUUGAGAUAUUUGCAUCUACAACAAAUAUUGCCUUGAAUCAAAAUCCAUUGACUUUUCCAGCAUGGUUCUUCGGGUCUCGCAAAGGGAGUGUAAGAGAAUUACAGUAAAUGGAUGCACAACCAGGUCAAAAAUCCUCCGAAUUGGCAGACUGCCAGGAGUUCUGUAAGAGGGCGAGCUUCGAAGUAUUAAGUUAGGGGCUAUUAUCGUGACAAAGUCACAGAAAUGCCCGGGAGUUGGAUAUUGUACAAUAAUUUUUUUUUUUUUUUUAUAAAAUUAAAUCUUUCAAAUAUUUGUUAAGUUGUUGUACAGAGAGGAACCUUUUGAUAGGAAUCUGAAAGUAAAUUCAAUAAAAAUUCUCUGCCUUAUCCAGGAACUGGAAUUCAGGUUGAGUCCUGCUA